AUGUCAACGGAAAGCCUAGUUCGCCCGGGCCUAACGACGCCCUUUACCGGGAAUCUCGCGCAAAUUAAAAUCCGCUUGCGGAAGAAAGUUCCUAAACUCACGUCCGACGAUGUCCGGAGGGCACGCAUUCCGUACUACGAAGCCAUCACUAGCGAGCUGUACGAGGCGGGUUUCGUGAAUGCGGCUUUCCUGGUGUUACAUCUGAUCGAAUACGAGGACCUGUACAUCGGGCGGACCUCAUUCCCGGGCACUGAGAGUAGACGACUCCGCUACAACGCCCCACUGUUGAGCUACCUGCGUGAGGCCCUCGCUAAUGCUGAAGACAACAAGCAAAGGCAGUCGUAUGAUGAAGAGAUAUAUGAGCUGUUGUCGAUCGCCCGGAAGCUGGAACUGGAUCGCGAAAAACGCUGGCUAGCGCGGCAAUUCCAUCUAAUCGCUUUGGAUCGGUGUGCGGAUUGCAACCCAACCGAGCGGCUGAAAAUUGAGAGCUUUGUGAGGUAUUACUACGCGAAGUUCCUCAUACAGCAACGCAACCAUCUAGAAGCGAUGAAACAGCUGGAACGAGUCGAUGCCGAUCUGAAACGGGCGGUGAAUGUUGGAGCAGAAGAUUGGAUAACAUUGGAUGAGGAUGACGAAAGGCUAAUUGUAGCCGUGAGUGGUCAGCUUUUUCUGACCAACCGGCAGCUAGCGGAGGACUGUAAGGACUCACCCUCGUGGAUAGCGCUGCAGUACAUCCGGGACGCUCACAAUGCAGCCCUGAAGACCCAAAAAUUCUCCAUCAUGGCAGAGUCCUACGCAGCGUACGGGGAUGUUCUCUUCGCUGAUGCAUGCUACGAGGAAGCCGUUGUGAUGUACAAAAACGCCAUAGAGCAGGCAUCCUUGGCGGGUGAAAUGCAGGAUCUCAUCUGUUCGGCGGCUAUCGCACAGGCCUCGUGCUACCAUCGGCUUACCCGACCGGUAGAUUGUGAGGCGAUGUUCCAGCGCAUCGAGCACAUGACACGUGAUCGCGAGCAUUCUUUAUGCCGAGCUGGGUACUAUUAUACCUCUGCGAGUCUGCAGCUUGAGAACGCUCCCGCCGAUCCAGCCCACAUGGACCAGCUGGUGGAGCAGUUGCGUUUGGCCGCAAACAUUUUCCGAUCUUUCGCACAAGAAGAAAAGUCGAUUGCGGCCCGGUGUCUCGGGGCUCUCGUGCGGGCAGAAGACGACUUUGGGGAGUACGUCACCCAGCUGCAGGCGGCCAUUAGCACCUCUGACGACGAGCUUUACAGAGUGAUAGAUUGGGUCGGUCUCUAA
This is a messenger RNA of Anopheles nili, 1293 nucleotides long. RefSeq lists its product as uncharacterized. Bases 1 to 1293 code for a protein of 430 amino acids. Gene Ontology annotation, molecular function: protein binding. NCBI's taxonomy places the organism in Eukaryota, Metazoa, Arthropoda, Insecta, Diptera, Culicidae. The record is from RefSeq and is a predicted model, not a curated record. The transcript has 3 exons.